Molecule: messenger RNA, 2196 nt
Organism: Colletotrichum truncatum
Lineage: Eukaryota; Fungi; Ascomycota; Sordariomycetes; Glomerellales; Glomerellaceae
Source: RefSeq, a predicted model, not a curated record
AUGACGCACAGCACAACACAAGACGCUGCGAGGUCACACGUCCUGGCUUGGUCGACACAAUGUGCCAACAUGCCCGCCACGGUCGAGGAUGAGACCGCCGACGUUGACGAGCCCCCGGAUGCUCAGGUGCCCAUCUCCCCCAUGAGCAGCAUGUUCAAGCGGAACCCCAUCCGCCGCGGCACUUUGGACAACAACACCUCCCUCUUGACCAGGGCGCUCCACAGCCCUUCCGAGGAUGAGGACCCCGAGGCUCGCCCCGGCAUGUCCUUCUUCGCUCGCCGUCGCUCCAUGGCUAGCAAUAUCAGCCUGGCUUCCACCGCCGACCUGACGAGUGACACUGGCCUUACCAGCCCGUCCCGCGCCAACACACCUAGCCCUCCCAUCCCUGAGAUGCGCUACCUCCAGCUCAACGACGAGCCGCGCAAGUUUGCUCUGCAGCAAGCCCCUACCAUUCGCCCUCAGGAGCCUGCCAAAGAGGCACCCAAGAAGCGAUGCAUUCAGUUUGCUUGCGGCGCGAAGCCCAAGCCUGCUGAGCCCAUCCAAGCCCAGCCCAUGGUCAAGGCACCCUCUGCCCAGGAGCCCCAACGCAGAACUUGCAUCAAGUUCGCCUGCCCUGUUCCUCAGCGCCCUGCCUCUACCCAAAACACGCCUCCCCAGCGAUUGGAGAUGGCUGCUGCGAUGCUCCAACCUCCCUCCCUCAAGGAGAGCUCUCCGGCAACGGUUCGCAAGACUCGCUCGCGCUCUCCCCGACCUGCUCUUGCACCUCGUGCGGCCGCAGACACCAAGUCUCCCACCACCAAGAGGUACAUUACCGCCAACGACAAUGACCUGCAGAAUGAGUCUUCUCAUUUCCACGAGUUCGCCAGUGACAUUCCCCGCGAAGACGACUGGAUUCGCCAGGCUUUUGCUUCCCACGGACGCCGUAUCACUAUUGACGACACCCUCCAGAAGGAGAACGCUAUCCGCAAGCUGGCGGCUGAAGCGGAAGAGGAGGCGGAGCAGGAAGAAGAAGACAUGGAGACUGCCAUGGGCGAUGACGACGACGAGGACCUUGACAACGACGUCGACGACCAAGACGAUGAGGAUGAGGAGCAGGAAGAAGAGGACGAGGACGAUGAUGAUGAGGAUGAAGACGAUAACUCCGAUGGCUACAAGACUGACGAGGAAACUGGAUUCGCCGACUCUGACGAAGAGGAGGAGGAAGACGAAGACCUUCGCUUGUGGACCCCUGGUCGCUCUACCAUCCAAAACAUCGACACCACCCCUGUUGCUCGCCGUCUUUCCAUGACUGAGCAGCUCUCCGACUCCUCAAUUGUCUCUCGCAAUAGCCUCCGCGUCCGUCGCGGCAAGACCCAGCGCAUGAAGAUCCGCCCUGGCACUCCCGAGCUUCCCGACAGCACCGACUUUGUCUGCGGUACCCUCGAUGAAGACCGUCCUAUGGAAGACGCCUACAUCUCCUGCUUGGCUGCUCGUCGCCGCGAGAAGCUUCAGCUCAUUCCUCAGGACAUCGAUCCCAGCUUUCCGGCUUCGGAUCCCGAGGAUGAGGGUGACGAGGAAAUCUACAAUCCCGUCCAUCACAGCAGCGAUGAUGAGAUGUUCCUCCACGGCAAGAUGGACGACCUUCACCAUGAGCAGGACAGAAGCCGCCGUCGCAAGAAGUCGGAGCAUACGUCACCGAAGCGCUUCCGCUCCCCGCCUCCCAUGAAGCGUCGCGCCUCUCCCGCUCCCAAGGCUCGUGUUCGUUCCCCCCGUCGCCUUUUCGACGGCCCAUCUCCCCGUCGUCUGCGGUCCCCCCCUCCCCCCCAGAUGUUGAGGUCUCCUCCCGCCUCACCUCGCAACGCUCAGGGUGCCAUUGCCUUCAAGACUUUGGCUUCCCGUCCUGGCCUUACCGUUACCAAGUCUCUCCCUCGACCCCCUUCCAUGUUCCCGCACAUGGCCAAGGGACGUCGAUCCAAGGCUUCCGCACAUGCUGCCAAUGACAUUCACGUCCGUGGCGCCAUUGACAUCGUUAAGGGCUUGGAAAGAAAGCGACAACGUCGCAAGGAGAAGUUUUAUCAAAAGUACUGCAACCGCGCCCGCAAGGGACAGAUUCCCGAGCGCAAGCCGCAGCGCGGUCUCGGUUACGAACGUAUGAAAGAGCUCGGUCUGCUCAUGGCCGGCAAGAUCGACCAGGGCAACUAUGUCCUUUCCGUCUAA